CAAAAAUCAAAUAAAUAUUAUAGCAGUGUACAAUCGCCAACACUCUAAUACGACUAUUGUUUUAGUCCGGCUUAAAAUUGGUACGUCAAUGGCAUUAAGACAUUAAUCCGUUUUGUAAGCGCCAAUUUUGUUGAUAGUAUUCUCGAUUAAGCGCACUGGAUGUGAACAAAUCGAAAUGGGUAACGCCGACACUAAACUGGUGUUUAGAAAAGCUGUUGUACAGUUAACGUCUAAAACUCAAGUAAGUACCUACUGAAGAUUAGUUAAAUAUGCCAUGCUACUUGUUUCUUGUAAUAUGUAGACUAUAAGCGCCGAAGAUAAUGAUUUUUGGAAUCAAUUCUGGUCGGAGAAUGUGACUAAUGUGCAAGACGUUUUCACGUUGGUGCCAGCUGCUGAGAUACGGCUUCUUAGAGAAGACGUUCCAGCCAAUUUAGCCACUUUGUGUUAUAAAGCUGUUGAAAAAUUUGUUAAAGCUGUUGAAAAUAGCUGCCGCACUCAGUCAGAUCAAAACACUGGUGAAUAUUAAAUUUGUUUUAGAUAUUUACACUCUUUUAUUAUUAAAUAUUUUGUUUAUCGUUUUGUUUAAAUCAACUACUAUAGUUUUGAAUUGUUCUCGACUCUUGACCAGAGUGCUUCCAUAUAUAUUCGAGGAACCCGAUUGGGAGAAUAUAUUCUGGUCAAGUUUGCCUGCUGGUAAGGGUGAUCCACCCAUACCAUUGGCCCAUUCCUUAUGUAGUGCUAUAUGUGUAAGUAAUUCAUGAGAUGAUCCAUACAUUUUUUGAUAAUCAGUAAUAUCAAUCAAUUUUCUAUUCAGGAUUUAUUGUUUUGUCCUGAUUUUACCGUUGCAUCUAAUCGUAAAACCGGCCCUGUAAGUUAAUUUUAUUAUUAUUAUUAUUUAAUAUGACUAUAAUAAUAUUAUGAUAUUAUUUAAUACAAUUUAAGAAUGUCUUAUUAUUUCUAAUUUUAUUUUAUCACUUGCAUAAAUUUUCAAUAAUAGAAUAUGAAAAUAAAUGUGUAACAAUUGUUUUCUUAGGAUAAGGCAGAAGAUCUACAUGCUGUCGAUAGUUGUGAAUACAUUUGGGAAAAAGGAGUGGGCUUUGCCCAAUCUCCUAUAAAAAAUGCCACAUUUGAGUCAAACCGCACUGAACUUCUACGUUUAUUGUUGACAUGCUUCAGCCAAGCAAUAUAUUCACCAAAUCAAAGUAAAAUAUUCACAAUCAAUAUUUGUACCUAUAUAAGUAUUUUUAUUCUAAUCAAAGACCCAAUUUAAAAAUAAAACCUAAUUAUUCAGAUGGUAAUCGAUGGGUACAAUACGUAACUUCAUCUGAAAAUCGUCAUGCUCUACCUAUGCUUACGUCACUUUUAAAUACUGUAUGCGGUUAUGAUCCUAUUGGUAUGGGAGUUCCGUAUAAUCAUCUUAUAUUUGCUGACACUUCUGAACCGUUAGUUGAUGUGUGUCUACAAAUCCUUAUUGUGGCUUUAGAUUCUGAAGUGCAACAGGUACGAUCAUUGUAAUAUAUUUUAUGUUAUGUAAACAUUAACAAAAAAUUAUAUUUUCAUCUUAAUUGUAGAAUGAUGAAGCAGCUAUAGAUAAUUUGUUCAUAAAUUACUUAUCAAGAGUUCACCGAGACGAAGACUUUUCAUUUAUUUUGAGUGGUUUUACUAGACUAUUAAUGAACCCCUUAAGACAAACAUAUCUUCCACAUUCCACUAAAAAAGUACAAUUCCAUCAAGAACUGUUGAUAUUCUUUUGGAAAAUAUGUGAAUUUAAUAAAGUUAGUGAGAAUUAAUAACCAUUUUAUUUUUACUAUCUAAAUUAUUAAUUGAAUGUUAAUUGUUAAAUAUUAAUUGUUUGACAGAAAUUUUUAUACUUUGUAUUAAAAAGUAGUGAUGUACUUGAUGUUUUAGUACCCAUUUUGUAUCAUUUGAACGAUUCAAGAGCAGAUCAAUGUAAGUAAAACUAAAACAAAACUGUUAAAUUAUUUUUUAAUUUUUUAAUUUUAGCUAGAAUAGGUCUUAUGCACAUUGGUGUAUUCAUCUUAUUAUUACUAAGCGGUGAAAGGAAUUUUGGAGUACGUCUCAAUAAGCCGUACACGGCUACAAUACCUAUGGAUAUUCCAGUAUUUAGUGGCACGCAUGCAGAUCUUCUGAUUGUUGUUUUCCAUAAGAUCAUCACAUCAGGACAUAACAGAAUGCAGCCACUAUUUGAUUGCCUCCUUACGAUUCUAGUUAAUGGUUAGUAAUUAAUAACUACAAUUAUAUAUUUUUUAAAUUGUUUUUAAACUUAUACAGAGUAGCACUUGAAGAAAAUGGACUAAAGAUAAGUAGAACUAAAACAGAGUAUGAGUGGAGGAACAGGGAAAGAUAGUGAAUUACAAUAAGCAAUUAUAAGUGAGGUUUUUUGUACCAAAAAAAAAUGGCUUUCAUGGGGCUGUGAAACAUAGGAUUAAGUAGAUUUUUUUUAUUGUCAUUCCUAUUUCAUAUUUGAUCAAAACCCUAUUAAAUUUGAAAAUAUUUUGUUGUAAAUGUAUUUUGGGCAAAACAUAUAUUUCACUCGAAACCUAUUUGGUUCAAAAUAUUUUGGAUUCAUUUAAUUUUGACAUUAUUUUCGGAUUGUACAAUUUUGUACUUAAUGUUAAAUGUGUUAUUAUAUAUUUAUAUAUAUCUAUUCAAAUAUUUUUUUUUAUUAAAUUCUUUUCGUAAAUUUAUUUUCAGUUUUUUCGAGUAUUUUACAGCCCCUUUAAAAUAGAAUUUUCAGUCCCAAAAGUCUACAUCAUAUUUGCUUCAUAGGCUUAAUGUUAUUAAUUACAAUGCUAACUUAUAAUUUUUUAUAAAUUAAUGACAACUAUAUUAUAAGACAACUUUGAAUUUUUAUUUUAUUUUUUAAUGGAAAAUGAAAAAAUGUAUUUUUAAUAAAUCAAUCAUUUUUAUUUGAUUUUUAGUAUAAAAAAGUCACGUCCCUGUAUUAAUACAAUAACAAUAAAUAUUCUGUUUACUUACAGUGUCACCAUAUUUGAAGACUUUAUCAAUGGUAUCUAGUAUAAAACUAUUACAUUUAGUAGAAGCAUUUACAACUCCAUGGUUUUUGUUUUCAUCGCCGUCAGCUAAUCAUCUUGUGUUUUUCUUAUUAGAGAUAUUCAAUAACAUCAUACAAUAUCAAUUUGAUGGUUAGCACUAAUUACAUAACUCUAAUAUGCUUGUUUUUUUUUUUAUCUUUUAAAUUUUUUUUUUGUAUAUUUCAAGGUAAUUCAAAUUUAGUGUAUACAAUUAUUCGCAAAAGACAUGUGUUUCACAAUUUAGCCAAUUUACCGACGGAUUCUAAUACUAUUGUCAAAUCUUUAACAAAAAAAACUAAAAAAAAUAUAAUAACAACUACCCCUGUUCCGAUGACUACUGAAAUGCCUAGCAUGGAAGGAUCUACUCCAGCAUUACCUGCUGAGCCUGGUACGCUGAAUGCUACUCUUCCCGAUACCCCAGGUAAGAAAGCUGACAUUCAAUUUUAAACUAACACUUUAACAAUUAUUAUAAUGCUACCUAAUUAAUAUAAAAUCAUAUGUAUUUUUCUAUUGCUUUUACUAACUGGGUGUAAUGUCUGUAAUGUCAGGCGUAAUGAAAAUAACAGAACGCGAAAGCGCUCACCCUGGCAAUGUAACUUUACCCGCUGAACUGGUUACAUCUAACGGCAUGACAAAGGGAAUUGUGAAACAAUCUUCUAACCAAGAAGAUUGUUCUCAGACAACAUCAUCGCCAAAGGUUUUUAACUUUUUCAAAUAAUUUAACAUUGUUCAAGUGCUGAAUUUUAUACAGUAGUCUAUUUGUUGUUUGCAUGAAAUGUAUGUUAUUUUAUUAAUGUUGUAUGUUUUUUAUUAAACAAAAAAAUUAUAUCUUUGCAAGUAAAUGAGUUAUUGUAAUUUUUGACAUCAUAGAAUAGAAAAUAACUAGGGAUGGGUUGAUGUAUAAACCGUCACUUGAUUUUGGUCUUAUCAGUUUUUUUGGUUUAUUUUUAUUUUAGAUUCUGAGUGGAGCGAGGAAUGAAUUGGUUUUACAAUGAUGUUUAUUUUUUUUUUUCUGUGAAUAAAGUUCCUACUUGCAAUUUUUCUAGAGAUUAUUUUUUGUUUUUCCCAAUAAAUGGGAAAAACCGAGAAAAAUCAGGAAAAUAGGUACAAUAUAAUCAAACACUAUUAAAGAAAAUGUUUAAUGCAUAUGUAAUUAUUUUACCAUAAUAUGAUAUAAAAUAUAAAAAAUGAUAUAUAUUGUUGACAAAGCAACAUUAUCCACUGAACUCCGCUCAGAAUCUUUUUCCCGUUAACAAUGGUUUAUCGUUGCGUACAGUAUAUAUUAAAUUCCCAUCUAUAUCCUACCUUCUCAACUUCUCACCGACAACUGUUGCUGCACCGGUCUCCAUUAUCCUAGCUAUAUGUUAACUAAUAUUUUCAGAGAAAUAUGUCUAUAAUGUCCUUGGAAUAUGAAAAAAGCAUUUGAAAAAUAAAAUUUUAUCAGUUAAUUUAAAUAUUUAUUCAUGAUUUUUGAAUUUGAAUAUUGGUUAUAUCGGCCCAUCCCUAUAAAUUAACAAAAGGUUACAUAGUGAAAUAUUGAAGACUGCUUGUAAUGAAAUAACAUAAUAUUCAUAUUAUGAAAAAAUAAUCAAUUUCCUUUUGUAGGUAUAUUAUAUUGAAAUUUUAACCAGAAUUUAAUUCAGACACAUAAUUAUUGUAAUAAUUUCUUUAUGAUUAAAUUUAGUUUUUAAGAAUUCUUUCCCGUGAUCAAUCUGGAUAUAUAGUAUUAACUUUUUAGAAUUUGUGUUUUAGAACUUAAAAAACAAGUAGCUAUACUUUUUGCCACAAAUAUUUAGGAAUGAAAUCACUACCCAACAUUGAUUUUUAAAUGCAUACAAAUAUAUUUAAAAAUCUAAGUUGAAAUUUUAGUUAAAAUAUAUUUAAGUAUUUAAGUUUUUAAUUUUCGUUGAGCUGUUGUUAAGAUAUUCCAAUUUUAAGUAUUAUGUUUUGUAGGUAGGGAAGAGUAAUAAGAGUGGAGUACUCUUCAAAAACGCAUGCUAUCUGCCACAUAAAUUAUGUUCCACUACUCUCUAUCCAAAUUUAAAUGUUGAAUUUCUCAUCAAAAGUUUAACGGAAAUUAAAAAUUUCAACACAAAAUAUCUUUAAUUUAUUGAAUUUUUAAUAAAAGUUAAUCAAAAAUCAAAAGUAAAUAGUGGUUUUACUAUUAAAAAUAUGGGUGAAAAACAAUGGUAAUCUAACAUUAUAGUGUUACAUUUUAAUCAAUUGUUCAAAAUAAAAAAUUCUAAGAAUAAUUUAUACUUUCCAAGAUACUGUUGAGGAUUGGUCACUGUGUAAUUUUUAGUAUUUUUAUAUAUAUAUAUAUAUAUAUAUGUAUAACCUAAUAUUACAUAUUUAUUUAUAAAUUUUGGUAUGUAAUUGAGUACUGUGUACGUUUAUAGAAUGAUGCUGAAUGGGCUCCAACUGCAGAUUGGGUACGAUCUUGGAAAGACAAAUUGCCUUUGCAAACAAUUAUGAGAUUACUUCAAGUUCUAGUACCGCAAGUAGAAAAAAUAUGCAUAGACAAGUAUUACAAUUUUAUAUAGAUUAUACUCUAUGCUAAUGAUUAUGUUUAAAUUACAAGUAUGUAUUUUGUAGAGGUUUGACAGAUGAAAGUGAAAUACUUAAGUUUUUGCAACAUGGAACGUUGGUCGGACUAUUGCCAGUUCCUCAUCCAAUACUUAUUAGAAAGUAUCAGUCAAAUCCAGGAACUACUGCUUGGUUUCGUACUUAUAUGUGGGCUGUAAUUUUUCUCAGGUUAGUAAUAAUAAUAAUAAUAUUAGCAGGUUACAACAUUUUUAUUUUAUUUUUAGGAAUGUUGAUCCACCCAUUUGGUAUGCCACAGAAGUAAAACUUUUUGAAAUACAACGUAUGUAGGCGCCUUACUUCUAAUAUCUGUUGUUUAUUUAAAUGAAUACAAAAGCAACAUAUUUAAUUAAGAAAGUGAUUUAUGUAUCUUUAAUGUGUGAACUUUUAUACACUUUUACUUUCUUUUUUUCUUUUUGGUAUCUUCGAGUGUGAACAUCUUAAAGUGAUUUGUGUCCUUAAGGAAACUUUUUUUAAAUGAUGAAAUAUGUAAUUCCAUUUUGAAGGAAUGUUUUGUUUUCCCUAACAAAAUGUUAUCUACAUGAACUACCUAAAACAAAAAUGCUAAAAAAAAGACAAUAAUUGCACAUGUUCUGACCUCACUAAAUAUAAUAGUAUACAAAGUGUUAUCAAAAAGUACUGGGAUUGUUACCAAAUGUGUGCCAAUAAUGCGUCGAAUAGUAAUAAGAUUAAUAUUACUAGUUUUAGUAGAUUCUCUAUAACCUUUCUAUGUUUGUUUGUUUUUUUUUUUUUUUUUUAUUAAGGAUGUUUUUCUUAUAUUAACAACUUUGUAAUUAAUCCAAUUGAAGAGCUCUUUUUGUGGGGGGGGGGAGAUUAUUAAGGAUUUUUCUUUUGUUGUGGUGACAGAAUCUUGAAUAUCAGAGAAAUGCAACCUUACAUAAUUGACUCUUACAAAAAAAUACUGCAGAUACACCAAGUGGCAGUAAAGUUUAUUUUGAGUAUGUUGAGGGUCAAAAACAAAAGAAAAUUUAAUUCCAGUAAUUUUUUUAGAUGGUAAAUACCAAUAAAAACUUUUUAAUUAUAUUAUAAUAAUAAUGAUUACCUAUUUCAUUGCAUAGCCAUUAAUAUAGAAGAAAAUCCACUUCAACCUCCCCAAAAAGCUAGUCAAGUCACAUUUUUUUUGGAUUCAUUUCAAAAUCAUUAAUGUCUAAAAUUAUCAUUUCCAUGAAAAUUGAAGUUAUUAAAAAUUUAAAAAAUUAGACAUGCUCAGAAGAAGAAACAAAAGCUAGUGAUAUCAAACCUAUUGCUCUUUGGCAAUUUAAACAAACCCGGAACCUUUGGAUUAUACCCUGUUUAAUAGUUUAAACUAUACAUAUGUAAUGUCAUUAAUUUUUAAAUCCACAUUAUUAAAUAUCCAGCUUAAGACUGCAACAAUUAAAAAAAUGACUUUUUUCAGGAGAGUGAUUUAAAAAUUCAAUGAAUAAUCAAUCAACAAUAAAAUAUGAAAUAAAUUUGGUAUGAAUACAACCUAUGUUAUACACAUAAGUUGUAUUCAUACUUCAUUAUUUUAUGUUUCCAUUGUUACUAAUAGUAUAUAAAUACAUGAAUUAUAAUUGCAAUAAUAAUACUUGAUCCCCUCUAGAACUGAAUAUGUUAUUUUAAAUCGAAAUAUGACCUCUUGUGCUCAAUAAUUUAAAUAAUUUUGAUGGCAUUAUUGAAUUAAAAUAAGUUUAAAAAAAGAAAUAAUGGUGUAGUUUAUUUAUUUAAAAAAUUUUUUUUUGAGUUACAGUCUAACUGGAUAAUCGUUAUGAUAUAAUGUGUCAUUGUAUACAUAUUUUUAAAUAAUAUUCAUAAUUCUUUUUGUUUUUGUUUUGUUUUAUAACUAAUUUAUUAAUUUUAAAAACUAGCAGUUGCGAUGCCAAUCUAUUGAUAUUAUUAAUGUGGAUUUUUUACAGUAAUGCCUCUAUCAACAAAAUAUUUUUUUUUCAACAAUAAAUUAUUUUAAAUCUAACAAAUUUUAUUAGUUUAAUUAUCCUUUAUGCUUAAGAAGUAAAAAAUUAUACACAUAUCACUUUAAGAUGCAUUUUAUUUUUAUUCCAAGAGUAUAUUUAUAAUUUGUUAUUUUCAAAUAUUUGCGUAUAUAUAUAUAUAUUUAUGUAUACGGGAU
Cinara cedri is the source of this 7767-nucleotide messenger RNA. The record is from the annotation of a GenBank genome assembly. NCBI's taxonomy places the organism in Eukaryota, Metazoa, Arthropoda, Insecta, Hemiptera, Aphididae.